This is a messenger RNA of Aspergillus oryzae RIB40, 1092 nucleotides long. RefSeq lists its product as uncharacterized. Gene Ontology annotation, molecular function: allantoate transmembrane transporter activity; dipeptide transmembrane transporter activity. Gene Ontology annotation, cellular component: plasma membrane. Gene Ontology annotation, biological process: transmembrane transport; tripeptide transport; allantoate transport. Bases 1 to 1092 code for a protein of 363 amino acids. The transcript is spliced from 8 exons. The record is from RefSeq and is a predicted model, not a curated record. Lineage: Eukaryota; Fungi; Ascomycota; Eurotiomycetes; Eurotiales; Aspergillaceae.
AUGCAUAUCACAAGAUCUUGUGGGACUUUGAUAUUCCUCUGGGGAGCAGUCCUCCUCUGCAUGGCAGGUGCAGAUGAUUUUCGCAGUUUGAUGGCUGUUCGUUUCUUUUUAGGUGCCCUGGAAAGUGGAGUUAGUCCUUGCUUCGUACAGUUGACAUCGAUGUUCUAUAAAAGAAACGAACAACCUCUUCGAACUGGUAUUUGGUUCUCGAUGAACGGGAUUGCUCAAGUGGUUGGAGGCAUUGUAGCUUACGGGAUUGGGCACAUUAAGAGCGAUAUACCUGUUUACAAGUUCCCUUUCCUUAUCUUUGGCUCCGCCACAGUUGUCUGGGCAGUGCCCUUCUUCCUUUUUGCUGCUCCAAGUCCUGCCGCAGCGAAGUGGUUAUCUUCGGCGGAGAAGGAUGUUGCCAUCAAACGAGUGUCGGAGAACAAGACCGGCCUUGACAAUAAGGAGUUCAAGCUCUAUCAAGCACGCGAAGCUCUUAUAGAUCCUCAAGUGUGGAUCUUGAUACUCUUUGUUAUUGCGAACAACAUCCCAAAUGGAGGCAUCAGUGCCUUCGGACCGCUGAUCAUCGAGGGAUUCGGUUACUCAAAGCUUGGAACUACUCUCCUGGGAAUGCCAUUUGGAGGAGCACAGGUCUUGGCUCUUCUCAUUACGGGGUUUCUCGCAGGAAGGAUUAAAAACUGCCGAAUCAUUCUUAUGUGUGGUGGCCUCGUUGUGGCUAUCCUGGGACUGAGUCUCAUGUACGCUCUUCCCGAGGAAAACAAGCUUGGCCGGCUUCUCGGGUACUAUCUUGCCAUUGGGUUCAGUGCGACUUAUGUCCUUUCCCUAGGGUUGAUUCAAGCCAACAUCGCCGGGCGAACAAAGAAGACCGUCGUAACUGCCGCUCUUUUCAUUGCGUACUGCGUGGGUAAUCUGAUUGGCCCCCAGCUAUUCUUUGAAAGAGAGGAGCCACAUUACAGAUCUGGAUUCAUUGCCAUGAUUAUUUGUCUGGCCCUGGAUUUUAUCUUGCUUGUCAUCCUGCACAGAUUAUAUGUGCUAAAGAACAAAAAGGUAAACCCACUCACUAUCAAGUUCAUGGCAGGCGACUGA